This is a messenger RNA of Triticum dicoccoides, 1269 nucleotides long. RefSeq names its product haloacid dehalogenase-like hydrolase domain-containing protein 3. Lineage: Eukaryota; Viridiplantae; Streptophyta; Magnoliopsida; Poales; Poaceae. The record is from RefSeq and is a predicted model, not a curated record. The transcript is spliced from 3 exons. The coding region runs from base 159 to 989 and encodes 276 amino acids.
UCCCGGGAGUGGGUUAACUCCAUCAAUCCGGAGAGCCAUGGAUUCAUGCUUGCUUCCACAUAGGUGGUAGCGUCUUCCUCGCUCUCGUUUUGCCCCGCAGAGCAAGGCAUUUGGUGUUGUUAUAAGUCAACCCAAGAACCAUCCGAUCCUCUUCUUCUAUGCCUCCGUGCGUCGCCGGCUGCCAUGUCGCUGCUGUCGAGGCUGCGGCUGGUGACCGUGGACGUGACGGGGACGCUGAUCGCCUACAGAGGGCAGCUCGGCGACUACUACUGCACGGCGGCCAGGUCCGCCGGGCUGCCGUGCCCCGGCUACGCGCGCAUGCACCAGGCCUUCAAGGCCGCCUACGCCGACAUGACGGCCAAGCACCCCUGCUUCGGCCACGCCUCCAGGAUGCCCGACCAUCGCUGGUGGAGGACGUGCGUCAGGGACUCCUUCCUCAGGGUAAGGUGAAGGCAGGACACGAGUACGAUGAUGCCACAUUUGAGCGGAUCUUCGGGCAAAUCUACGCCGCCUUCGGCUCCCCCGCCCCGUACUCGGUGUUCCCCGACGCGCGGCCCUUCCUCCGGUGGCUGCGCGGCGAGGGGAUCAUGGCCGGGGUCGUCACCAACGCGGACUGCCGCUACAGGGACGUCGUCCUGCCCGCGCUGGGGCUGAACCAGGGGUCCGAGUGGGACUUCGGGGUGUUCUCGGGCGUCGCCGGCGUCGAGAAGCCCGACCGGCGGAUCUACGAGAUGGCGCUGGAGGCGGCCGGGGGCGUGGCGCCGGAGGAGGCGCUGCACAUCGGCGACAGCAUGAGCAAGGACUACGCGCCGGCCCGGGCCGUCGGGAUGCACGCGCUGCUGCUGGACAGGUUCGGGACCGCUGAUGCCGAGAGGUGGCGGCGGUCCGGCGCGGUGGUGCUCCCUGACCUCGUCUCCGCCCGGGAGUGGCUCAUCCGGGAUCCCCCUGCCGCGCAUGGAGGAACCGACAACGCCUGGGCGGAGGAGUGAUUACCUGAAAAAUAGGGUGGAUAGUUGAGGCAUGAGUGAACAUUGCUGGAAGUGUAUGAAAUCCAGGGGACAAAAGAACAGGUCCUCGGAUGAUACAGUAUUCGUUGAUGAGAUUGCCAACUAUUGCAAUGUACUGUAAGCAAGAGUGCAAGUUAAACAAGUUAUUCAGAGUUGAUGCGCGAUGCCAGAUCUCUCCAAGGUGCUUACAGGAAAGAGAGUGUGCAUAUUCAUAAGGUUGAGUGUAUGUACGUAUUUAUAAGCAUAUGUUUCUGUACUAUGU